AUGGAUGAAAAAAACAUAGAGCCACAUGAAAUAUUAUACAAUCUUCUUGAUGAGUACACAGAACUGAAAGAACUCUGUACAGCUCUUCGAAUAAAUAAAAUUCAAUUAAAAGAAAAACUAAAAGAGAAAAAAUAUCAUCAUAAAAAACUAUAUAAAAAGUAA
This is a messenger RNA of Vairimorpha ceranae, 162 nucleotides long. RefSeq lists its product as hypothetical. The record is from RefSeq and is a predicted model, not a curated record. The transcript has a single exon. The coding region runs from base 1 to 162 and encodes 53 amino acids. Lineage: Eukaryota; Fungi; Microsporidia; Nosematidae.